CCGCCAUCCUUUAGCCCUUUUCCCCCAAAUUUCGGCGGCCGCUUGCUCCGACGAUGUCUUCUCAGUCGAUGAUCGACACCCACCGCGAGGGCGCCGAGGUCUUUCACGGCGCCGAGAUCUGCAAGAAGCAGUCGAUGAGUCUGCUCGAGGAGCUCCACCUCCCGCGCGGCCUCCUCCCGCUCGCCUCCAUGGAGGAGGUGGGCUACAACCGCGCCACCGGCUUCGUGUGGUUGCGACAGGCGAAGCCCACCACGCACGUGUUCAAGGCGAUCGGUAGGACGGUGUCGUACGCGGCGGAGGUGACGGCGUUCGUGGAGGAACGCCGGAUGAAGCGGAUGACCGGCGUCAAGAGCCGCGAGUUCCUCAUCUGGGUCUCCCUCUCCGACAUGUACAUCGACAACCCGGAGUCGAAGCGGAUCACUUUCAAGACCUCCGCCGGCCUCGGGCGGUCCUUUCCUGCGUCCGCGUUCGAGGAGCCUGAGGACGAAGCAGCGGAGAAGGAGGCCGAGGCGAAAAAAGGCAACGACGAAAGUAAGUGAGAAGGUCAGGCUCCGGCUCGCCUCCAUCGGCGGCGGCCAACGGAAGUCAAAAAUUGUAGCUUGGCGACAAAAUAAAUGUUUUAUGGCUAUGUAUUCUUCUAAGUGUGAGGAGAGAGGAGUAUGCUAUCCCCUUUCUCUAUGAUAUAUAAUAAUGCAUAUAUUUUUUAUCUCAA
Molecule: messenger RNA, 712 nt
Organism: Zingiber officinale
Lineage: Eukaryota; Viridiplantae; Streptophyta; Magnoliopsida; Zingiberales; Zingiberaceae
Exons: 1
Coding region: 54-539 (161 amino acids)
Source: RefSeq, a predicted model, not a curated record